UUCAUUAACAUUCAUUGCAGAAGCUUUUAUCAAGAACAUUUAAUGAUUUUUGCAAAUUGUUCUUCUAACAGGAAGUUAAAUAAUUAAAAUAUACUAAAAUAUGGUGGAUUUAGAUAAUGUGGAAACAACAACAAAACCAGCGUCUCCCGUCGUAGCAGAAAAUACCAUUAUAGCUUCGUCUGAGAAAAAAUUAUGCCGUCUUUGUUUAUUGGAUGAGGAUACGGCAGAUAAGGUUUUCGAUAUAUUCCAAGAAGUGCAAACAGAUGAAAUGGGACAAAAAAUUAAGACAUUGGAGGAAAUUUUAUACGAGCUAUUUCAAAUAAAGUAUGACCGCUCCUGCACCAGUCUGCCACAUGUCGUUUGUCAACGUUGCUGGGAUAUGGUGCAAGCCUUCAAUAGUUUUCGUCAAAUUGUCAUACAAAGCGAAGAAUUGCUGCAGAAACGCUUGGAAUUGAUGCAGUCGAAUGCAUUCCUAAAAGACCUUGAAGAUAAGCGUCCAGGUUUGAAUGGCAAUCCGGGAGUUUUUGUACCCGAUGAUGAUUGUGAGAUACAAGAAGUAAAUCCCCAUGAAGAAUUUGAAUCUUCAGAAGAUGAUUUUUCCAUGGAAUCCGAUUCUGAACCAGAGGAUAAUAAACUGCAGCAGCCAAAAGACAAGGAACCAAAUCAAGUGGCUAAGUUGCCACCAGCAACAACAACAACUAACAAAACUUCCACUCCAAUACAACACAAAACACCAGUGGCGAAUGAAGUGACACAAACUAAAGAACUAAACUCAGUUCUUAGCGAGCACAAGGGCUUGGAGUUUACCAUCAAGAAUACCUAUUUGUGUCAGUACUGUGAUAUGGCUUUUACCACUCACCCCGAAUGUUUGGAUCAUGAAAAAACACACGACAAUAAAAUGCCAUUUUCUUGUGCCUAUUGCAGCAAACGCUACUCGAAUCGUCAGGCCAUGAUUGGUCACAUACGAGAAAUGCACGAUGAGAAACCCUAUGUGUGUGCUCUGUGUCGCAAAGCAUUCUGCCGCAGAUCCGAUUUGAAGAAACACACCAUUGUACACACUGGGGUCAGGCCAUUCGCUUGUCCUUUGUGUAGCAAAAGUUUUUCGCGUAACACAAAUCUCUACAAACACAUGCGUAUCCAUAGCAGCAAUAAGCCGUAUGUAUGUCAACAGUGUCCACGUUCCUUUAAUACCGGCACUGAGUUGUUGAAACAUGCUCGCACUCACUCGGAGGUAAAGCCCUUCAAAUGUUCCAAAUGUCCCAUGGCAUAUACCCGCAAGGAUAAAUUGCAGCUACAUGAGCAGACGCAUUUACGAAAAGAAGCCGAAUUAUUGCAAAAUCAGGCAAGAAUGGGUGCAAUUCCGGGCUUUCAGGCUUCUUUGCCAAACGAAGAUAAUUUUGAUAAUAUGGCAGUACCUUUAAAUCCCUAUAUAAGCCAGGAAUUGAAUCAAUUGAAGUCGAUGGAUGAACAGCAACGUUUAUUGUUUCCCAAUGUUCAUUUCUCUCAAAUGCCCACGUUUCCUCAAUUACCAGCACCGCCAGUACCACCAACACCAGCGGUUGUGGCACCCAAACCUCCUCCACCCACCAAAUCGUCUCAUGGCCGCACUCAUAAUUGUGAUAUAUGUGGCAAAUCCUUUACCCGUGAAAGAGAUCUUCAUCGCCAUCAGGCCUUACAUUUGGACACUCUCUUCACCUGUAAGCAAUGUGGCAUGGGCUUUAGUAGACGUGAAAAAUUGGCUCGACACGAAUUGGAGCAUGCCCCCCAACAUCCUUGUGAAAUAUGUCGCAUAACCUUUCACAAAAAAGAUGAAUUGGAGAGACACUUGAAAAUGCAUGAGCUGCAACAGAAUGCAGCCUUAUCCACGCAACAGGCCAUUCUAAAUGCGGCUGGGGUUAUACACCCACCCGUUAUGGAUCUAUCAGCAUCACAAAUGCAUCAUGUGGCCCAACAGGCAGCAGCUGUAAUGUCGACUGCUCCCACAUUGCCUCCAGUAACAUUACCGCCUCCUCAGCGUCCCUCGGCUUCGGAUAUGUCAUUCUAUAGCCAAAUGGUGCCGACCAUGAAUUUGGGAUUCUAUAGUGAAACACGUCCCGAGGAUCGAAAUGGCAUUUAAUUUAGAAAAAGUUCCAAAAAAUGGGACAUUUUAUAUUAGUAUCACAAUUUUCUUCUAAUUUUUUUGUGGUUCUUAUGUUUACGUAUUAACUUUUUAUAUACUAUGAUGAUAACUGGGACCCUAUAAUAAAUUAUAGCAGAAUUGCUAUAAUUUCUGGAUAGCAAUCUGCUAUCGCCGAUAGCAGAAGCAGAAGGUUUACAAUUUAUAUUGGCAAAUCUCUUCCAAUCUUGCUCUGUUAGAAAUAAUUUUAAAUAAAAAUUAAAAAAAUUGAAUUAAAGUUUG
Molecule: messenger RNA, 2398 nt
Organism: Stomoxys calcitrans (stable fly)
Lineage: Eukaryota; Metazoa; Arthropoda; Insecta; Diptera; Muscidae
Gene: prg
Product: zinc finger protein 271
Exons: 2
Coding region: 101-2116 (671 amino acids)
Biological process (GO): regulation of transcription by RNA polymerase II
Cellular component (GO): nucleus
Molecular function (GO): RNA polymerase II cis-regulatory region sequence-specific DNA binding; DNA-binding transcription activator activity, RNA polymerase II-specific; zinc ion binding
Source: RefSeq, a predicted model, not a curated record